AUGCGUCUCACAUCAGUUGUUCCUCUGCUCUCUGCGCUGCAUCUUGUUCUCCCUUGCGUUUUCGCUCGUCUAGACCGCCCUUUGCGCCAACACCAUAAAUCUCGCGCUUUACUCGAUGUAUGCGCAUAUAUCGACGCCGAUACCCUCGCUCAGACCAACAUCAUCGGUAUUCCAGCAGAUAUCCUCGCCGAUCUUGACCUCUGCCUGUGCCUCUCUGCGCUUCCCCUUGCUCUCAAGACAAACGCAAACCUGAAGGUUCUCACGGAUUUGCUUGGCAACACUGUUGUCGAUGCCUUUUUGUCUGCAAUCGCGACACCCAGCUCACAGCACUGCACGUACCCUGCGCAUUCCACUCCUUUGUGUUCUAUGAACGAUCCCUGCGGCCAUAGCUGCAAUCCUCCGUACGUACCCCGCGGAGGUCAUUGUGAUUGUCCACCUCCAUAUUCCGAAUGCAACGGUCAAUGCGCUCAUUUUCCUAAGGUGGGUUGCUUAUGUUUUCUUGUUGAGGGUCUUGUUAAACCGUGGUCGCAGGGAUGCGGCUCUGCUAUCCCUCGCUCCAAGAGGCAACUUAAAGCAGUCAAUACGCAUGGGGUGAGAACGUUGGACGAUGCACAGCUGACAUGCACCUCCGAUGAAACCGUCUGCGGCGUCGAUCACGGCUCCGCCGGAUUUGAGUGUCUCGAUACCCAGGUCACGCUUCAGAGCUGUGGUGGAUGCGUGAUACCCCAUCCAUUUUCCCUUUCUUCUGAGCAAGAACCGGCAGGUAUUGAUUGCAGCGCUCUUUCGGAUGUUCUCGAUGUUCAAUGUCUCUCUGGGAGAUGCGUCGUCAAUCGCUGCCGAGACGGUUUCGAAAUCAGUCUCACCAGAGAUUCAUGCAUUCCA
Messenger RNA from Heterobasidion irregulare TC 32-1, 882 nucleotides. RefSeq lists its product as uncharacterized. The transcript is spliced from 3 exons. NCBI's taxonomy places the organism in Eukaryota, Fungi, Basidiomycota, Agaricomycetes, Russulales, Bondarzewiaceae. The record is from RefSeq and is a predicted model, not a curated record. The annotation marks the transcript as partial.